UGUUGUUGAACCAUUUCACUCUAUCUGGUUCAUCGUCUCCGCUUCUUCUGCGUUUCUCUCUCAGCUUUUCGUUUUUCCCCCACUUUCCCCCCCCCCCAAGUCGCAGACACCACCAAUGCGGCCAUCCCCGCAACCGCAAGCUCCUCCCGACGGAACGACGCUCGCCCGUUGAAGGCCCCCCUCCCCCUAGUCCCCUUCCAUCUCCCCGUUGCUUGCAUGGAAGAAUCGGAGAGACGACAACAACGACGCCGCGGCGGCGGCCUCGACUGGGACAAGCUCCUCGCCGCCGCCGACGCCGACGACGACGCCGGCCGCCCCCCGCCGGUCCUGAUCGUCACGCGCUCCUCCUCCUCCUCCUCCUCCGGCUGCUCCUUCGGAGGCCCUCUUCCCGUGAUGGAGUCCGACGACUGGAUCGCGGGCCUCAGCGACCAGAAGCUGGCGGAGUCCAUCGCCAGCAAGGCCCGCACCCUCAGAGACGUCCAGCGGCGCUUGCACGACGGCGGGGAUAAGCUCCGGUCGAUGCUCAGGCGCCUCGAGGAGGAGCAGGAGCGGAGGAAGCUCCGCCGUGUCGAGAAGGAUGCUGAUGAAAGUGAGGAGCCCACGCAGUCCACUAGUGCAAUUGCUCAUGGUGCAUCUGAUGGCUUAAGAGAAGUGACAACACAAUUGACAGCCCCCCUGCAGUCCUCGUUCGCAAAGAUUUUUUCUGAAAAAUUGGAGGACAAAACUCCUUGUAGAGCUUCCAACUUGCAUAAGAAUGAACCACCUAGCAUGACUUGCUCAAAUCCGCUAAUAAAGAAAUCCAUUGGAAAGAUCUCGCCAAGAAAAAGGAAAAGUGCUUAUACGUCUUCCAGAAAACAGCCAUUUAAGGGACCAAGAAAUCUUUCGGUGGAACGAGCCGAUCAUUUACCUAACGGUGACCGGAAGACUAGAUCAUCAUCCAUUUAUACCUUACGUGGUCAUGACGGAAUGUUUUCUAGUCGAUAUUCCAGAAGGACCUGGACCCUUAUCUGCACCUGGAUGAUGUCUCGGCAGUUGCUUUUGACACCAUUUGCAGCACUGGAAAAUGAUUUCCAUGGUCAACUUUUCAAAGAUUUGAAGACUAAAAAGGAGCCAACAGUUGUUCUUGUCGACGAGGAAGAAUGUCAACAAGUGGAGAGAACUGAAGGAGUUGACAGAGUGAAUGAAUGUAUGAAAGACGCUACAAUCUACUAUCCGUCAAGGUAUGAUCCACAAUCCGUUGAAAUUUGUUAUGCAGACAUAGAAUGCCUUGCUCCCGAGCAUUAUUUGACGUCACCUAUCAUGAACUUUUACAUUCUAUACCUACAACAGCAAGCUUUGGAGUCGGAUAAAGGAAUACAUGAUUAUCAUUUCUUUAAUACUUAUUUCUACAAGAAGCUCCAAGAGGCAUUAUCAUGCGAGGGAAAGGAGAAAGAUGCCCUUUUUGUUAAGUUUAGAAGGUGGUGGAAGGGCGUGAACAUAUUUCAGAAGGCUUAUGUCUUUAUACCAAUACAUGAGGACCUUCAUUGGAGCUUGGCAAUUAUCUGCAUUCCUGACGAGGAUUGUCACUCUGGCCCUAUUAUACUUCAUCUUGAUUCACUUCGGCUUCAUCGUAGUAGAUCAAUUUUUGAUUACAUUAGAAGCUUUUUGGUUGAAGAAUGGAGUUAUCUGAGGCAACAAGUUGCUCCUUCAGAUCUUCUAAUUGAAGAAGAGAUUUGGGAGGUGCUCCCUGAUAGAAUUGGUGACAAGAUAAUUGCCGUUCCUCAACAGAAAAAUGACUAUGAUUGUGGUCUCUUCGUACUUCACUUCAUGGAACGCUUCACUGAAGAAGCUCCUGAUAGGCUGAAAAAGAAGGAUUUAGCUAUGUUUGGUAAGCAGUGGUUCAAGCCUGAAGAAGCCUCUGGUUUGAGAGUGAAAAUCCAGAAUUUACUUGUGAAAGAAUUUCAAGAUUCAACAGAGGGUCAACAUGCUUCGGGUUCUUCAGACUCAGAUGAAGCCCCGGCAGUGGCAGAGUGUGUGGACAUCAAAGAUCCUUGAUCAUUUACAUUUGAUUGGGGGCAACUGACAGAGCCGAUCCAAAUGCUUCGGUCCUAGUUUCCUUCAUCUACUUAUCGAACUAACAUCUUCUGCUGUACAGGAUAUCCGGAAUCAGUUUUGUAUAGCCUGGAAUUGUCCAAAUACAGAAUUUCAGAGAAGAGGGGGCACCUGUUGGGACCCAGUUAUCGAGUGUUCCUUGGUUCAUCCAUUUUUUGCAAGUACCAUAUUGUUCAUGCUCUUGUACAGGAGGAUAACGCGAUGUUCUGAAUUUUCACAUAUAGAUGGUGCUAAAGAGAUUCUGUCUCUUAUCAUUUAGACGUAAGGGGUAUCCCCAACCAAAUUUUAUUGGGCAUGUAAGCUUUGGGCAGUUUGAAGACAUGCUCGACUUGUAAAGAAAAACUGGGACAUUUUAUCGCGGAAUAUUGCUUAGAUUUCAUUCAGUUGUUUUUC
This is a messenger RNA of Syzygium oleosum, 2484 nucleotides long. Its product is annotated as ubiquitin-like-specific protease 1D. The record is from RefSeq and is a predicted model, not a curated record. Gene Ontology annotation, molecular function: cysteine-type peptidase activity. Gene Ontology annotation, biological process: proteolysis. NCBI's taxonomy places the organism in Eukaryota, Viridiplantae, Streptophyta, Magnoliopsida, Myrtales, Myrtaceae. The coding region runs from base 217 to 2034 and encodes 605 amino acids. The transcript has 15 exons.